GUUUGGCGGCUUCUGACAAAUAUGAUUGGUCAACGAAAACAAACGAUGGACAACGGCCGCCAAUGAAAGAAGCAGAGAUGGUUUAUUUUUACAGCGAACGCGGCAAUUUCCAAUAUUAUUGGCUUGUCUUAAUCACAUGACCAAUUUUUUACCAAUCGGUAAGAAAUACAUAGCCCGUUCGCUGAAAAAAACAUUACAGGGGACCGCAAAACAGCUUUAAGUCAUCUUACGUCAAAAGAGUAUAUCAAGGGUUUUGUUUUCUUUCUGACGCAAAUUGAGCCAUGCAGUCAUCUGGGGAGGGCCCUUGGAGCAGCCUGAGCUCUGGGAAGAAGGUGGCCCUCGUCUUAGGGCUCCCAGUUGGGGCCACGGUUGGCUAUAUCCUCUAUCGUCAUUUCACAAGUAGCAAUGGUCAAAGGGAGAGUAUGGAGCAGACCAGACUGACAGUUCCUCUGGAAGUUUACCGUUCCAUCGCCAGGCAUCAGAGCUCGUUCCUAGACUUGGUGACCCAGCAGUCUGGUGCCCAAGUGAGGCUUCUGUCAGAGAAUAAGGGUGACAGUGUCUCCUUUCAGCUUCAGGGCUCAGCUCACCAGGUUCUGAUGGCCAAGUGUUUUCUGGACAAACUGGCCUCUGACUGUGAGGUCAUAACUGAAGAUUUUGAGGUUCCCCAGACUGCCUUAGGACGAAUCAUAGGGCGUGGAGGGGAGUCCUUAAAGCUGAUAAAUCGGACUUCAGGUGCUCGUAUUAGCUGUCCUAAAGAUCGGGACAGUACCCUGGCAGAGAAGGCCAGGGUCUCCAUCACAGGGAUACGCCGGGAGGUGCAUCAUGCCAAAGAGCUAGUCAUGGAAAAGGUGGCUGAGAGUGAGGAGGUCCGGCAACGGAUAGCACAGUCCUCCGCUCUACGCCACAAGAGGCGCCCCUCAGAACCGCAAGGUCAGAAGGAAGCAAAGCCAGAAUCGGAGAAAAAUGGAGUGGAACUUCAGCUUGCUCAGGAAGACCCCUUAAGCCAGAAGAUGGUACUUCCCAAUGGAACCACGGAGCCUCCAGACGCAUCUAAACCUAUACCAGAGGAACAAUCCAUAACUGAGAGUGGGGAACAAGACACUCAAGAAAUGUCUCCACAGAGCAUUUUCAAAUUUGAAAUCCCUAGUCCGGAUUUGAGCUUCCAGCCAGAUGAACACUUGGAAGUAUAUGUGUCAGCAGUUGAGAACCCACAACACUUCUGGAUCCAGAUUUUGGGGGUGCGAUCAUUACAGCUUGACAAGUUGACUGCUGAAAUGGGCCGCUUCUACAGCACUGGGACUGCAGAGCUGAAAGUGGAGAAAGUAGUGGUGGGGGACAUUGUGGCAGCCCCUUAUCGGAACCAUGGCACUUGGAACAGGGCCAGAGUACUGAGUGUGCUGGAGUCUGGCCUGGUGGACGUCUACUAUGUUGACUAUGGUGACAAUGGCGAGCUUUCCCUAGAAAGCCUCAGAAGCAUGAGGAGUGACUUUUUGAGCCUUCCCUUCCAAGCCAUUGAAUGUAGUUUAGCAGGAGUAAGUCCAGCAGGGGGGUCAUGGACUGAGGAAGCCCUUGAUGAUUUUGACCGCUUGACUUACUGUGCUCAGUGGAAACCACUUCUUGCUAAAUUGUGCAGUUACUCUCAUUCUGACAUGUCAUCCUGGCCAAGUGUUCAGCUCUAUGACAGCAGCCAUGGCAAGCUGCUGGGUGUGGGUGAGGAGCUCAUCCGACUGGGACAUGCCGUGCACUGCCUUGACUUGGGUGAUGGAGGGCUCAAGGGUACCAGAGAUAACCCGGGUUCACUGCAGAAGAUGCUGGAUGAUGUUACUGGAGUCACAUCAGAGCUCAGCCUUUCCUGCAUCAGCUUGUCAGGUUUUAUGGAUCCAUGUGGCAAUGUGAUGAAGAAACCAGCCAGUUGCUUUUCCUUUAAUUUUAUUAAGCCGCUUGAAACUGUACAAGCUGAUGCAGACCAGGGUUCUUGUAUCCUAUUAAUGAAUUCCUUAAGCAACUGGGACUCCACGCCAUCCCAGCAGGUGUCCCCUGACAUGCUCUCAAGCUCCUCCACCACUUCUUCCCCUUGUGUCGAGGUCAUGACCUCUGUUCUCAAUUCCUUGACUUUAUCCGAUGAAGUAUUCUUCUCUGGAGACUGCAGUUCUGAUGAUGGGCAGGAUGUGUUUUCCAUUUCUUCUGGCCCUGAAUUUGCUGGCUUGAAUUCUUCUUCAGAAAGCAAUAUCAGUGAGGGCAGUAGCAGUAGUGGAAUUCGCAGUGUCUGGUACUACCUGUCCUCCUCAGAUGAUUCCACUGUGUUAUCUUUAAGCACAAGCCUGUCUACGUCCUGCCAUUCCCAGACAGACAGUGAGUCUCCAGUGUCAGAUUUUCUCAGUGCUCAUAGCCUGGAUCUUUCUGAGAGUCUUGAGAACAGUGAUGGGGAAGAGGCAGAGUUAUUGAGAUUGGAAGUGAUAAGACAAAAGAACGAUGCCAGGUCUGUCGCCCAACCAAGUGUGACAGCUGCCGUAACAUGUAGUGAAUAUUGUAGUUGUGGUGAAGCCAAUGGGUUUCUUCAUGUUUGCUCAGUAGAAGUAAAAGAAGAAUCGGAGCAUUGUCCAAGCCUUGAAGAACACACCAGCGGUUUCCCAUGCCAAAAGAUCAAAACUGUAAGAAGUAAUUUGCCAGCUAAAGAUGAAAACUUUGUGGAAUGUAGGUUCCAACAGGUGUUGUCCGGCAAUGAGAGAACCGAGGAAGGAGUUACUGCCUCCGAGGAGCAGGAGUUCUUGGGAAACCAUGAUGUUCUGGAGCUUGAGCAAACCAGAGCCUUGCAUAGUGUGGAAUCAUACUGGCAGUUUCAGCUGCAAAGCUUGAAUACUUCAACAGAAGGAGACACCAGCACAUACAUGCUUGUCAGCCAGGAAAAGAAGUCUGGAACUGGAGUGAGACCCCCACUCCAUUGCAAAGAAAGGAGUAGCUCUCUGUAUAAUAACCCCCCUGACACUAGUGCUUCAGCUCUGAAUUCAGAAGUUGCCUCGAUCUCAGGUAGUAUGGAUGAUGUCAUUGGGGAGGACUUGGUGUGAAACCAAACCAAAGAAAUUGUGCAUCCUACUUCACACAACUGCCUUAUUUAUAAAUUGCUGCUGCUGCCUGGAAUUGUAACCUUAGCCCUGCAGUCCUCUUAAGCACUGGGCCUAAACCAGCCCAACUUGGAGUAAUGCAAAGAAUAUUUACAAAAUGUCUCCGCUCUGUCCCUUCUUUGCACUGUGUACUGAAAAAUAUGCCAGGAACUAAUCUACAGUAAAUGUCCAUGGCAGGUUUGCAGAAUCUGUCAGUACUAGGUUUCCUUUGCAAGUACAGGGAUGACUCUAGAGCUACGUGUUAUUGUUUCUGUAAAACCAGUUUUCCCUCGCUAAAUUUUGUGCACUAAAAUCUGUUACAUUUUUUCUUUGAAAAAAGGAAUGUACUUAGUCUGUUUUGCUUUAAUUGUUCUUUGCAGUUUCAUUCCCUAUUUUGUGCAUAUCAAACAUUUCAUUUGUUAGUAUAGCAAAACUCUACAAAAAAAUAGUUUUUCAAUAUUGAAUAUAUAUGAACAUGCUCUAAUAUAAAUUGUUUGUUAUAUGGCUGACAUGUUAAGGUCGACGUUUGUUCUGUUAUUUAAUUUUAAGUAAUAAAGUGUUUACAUAUUUGACUGCA
Molecule: messenger RNA, 3678 nt
Organism: Paramormyrops kingsleyae
Lineage: Eukaryota; Metazoa; Chordata; Actinopteri; Osteoglossiformes; Mormyridae
Product: tudor and KH domain-containing protein
Biological process (GO): piRNA processing; spermatogenesis; P granule organization
Cellular component (GO): P granule
Molecular function (GO): RNA binding
Source: RefSeq, a predicted model, not a curated record